AUGAGGCUGGUAAAUCUCUACCGUGUCUUGGCCACCGCGUGCGUCCUGGUGGCGGACAGCGGUGUCCAAGGCCAUAAAGACGAUGACGACGACAAGACGGUCACAGUUACGAAGACAACACCACAGACUGUUACUCCCACAGCAGUUCCGAUCCAAGCGACACCAGCUGCGAUUUCAAAUGCCUCGCCGUCUGCGUCGCCUCCACCGACACCAACACCAGCAUCCACGACCCCGAGCCAGCAAAACACACCCGGGUCCAAUGAUGGGAAUUCAACGGCACAGGCGGCUGGUCCGCCCCCAGCGGCGGAGAAUCCAGCAUCUGGGGCAAAGAUGACCCCGGCAAUGAACCAAGGUGUGGCAGCUGCUGAGCCGGGUGAGACUCCGGCCCAGGCCGGCUCAUCAUCCGCAGCCCAGAUGGAAGGGCCCAGUGUCGAUCAAGCCUCGAACGGCGGCCCGGCUGUCGCAGCCAUUCAGGCAGAGGGAAUGGGAAUGGAAAUGAAGAAGGAUCCGGCGACUGGUGACUUGCUCGGUAGCAACCCGCCAAGCAAGAACGUCGACCUGCCAGUUACCAUUGUCUACUUACUCCUCUUCAUCACAGGGGCAUUCACACACAUCUCCAUUUACAGGGCGAAUGCGAAGCGAGGUCACAAGUUCUUGCUUUCUGAUCUCAUGUUCGACUUUUGCAUGAUUCGAACGGUCACAUGCAUAUUUCGAAUUAUAUUUAUUUUCAGUCAACUUCGAGGCAUAAUUCUGGCGGCUCAGAUAUUUUUUAAUGGAGGAGCCUCUGUCAUCUUUGCGGUGAACAUCCUUCUCGCUCAGCGUAUUGUUCGCUCAAUGCACCCCAACUUUGGCUGGUCCGUCCCUUUCGGCCUGGGCACAACGGUCCUCGUAAUUUCCGUGCCACCAAUCAUCAUCCUUCAGAUCACAUCAAUCAGUCUGCUCUUCCUCUCUACGGACAACCAAGAUCGUUCCGACGUUGCCGAAGCCCUAUUGAAGUUCGGCUCAUCAUGGAACCUCUGGCUCGUUGUCUUCCCCUUCGUCGUCAUCUUUCUAUCCUGCUCCAUCCCAGGUCCUAGACCAGAGAAGUUUGGAUCUGGGAGUUUGAGAAUCAAGACAUCGCUGGUCAUGUUUGCUGCCGCGUUGCUAGCCACGGGUGCUACCGUACGAACAUAUAGCGCUUUCAACCCCCGUCCUAAUAACAGCGGCGAUGUGUUGUACGGGAGGCCAGUGUUCUACGUAACACAGUUCACGUUUGAGCUUAUUGUUGUCGCGCUGUAUGCAGCCCUCCGAUUCGACUUGCUCUUCCACAUCCCCAACGGAUCAUCGAAGCCGGGUGACUACUCGAUCAACAAGGCUGGGGACGCGGAGAAGGCCAUGGUGCUAUCCCGUGGGGAAAUCCGGGACAGGUUGGAGCAAAUUGGCAUCCACCACCAGAUCCUUAAGCCUUCGUACACCUCAUCCUUCAUGCAGAAUGGUGCGGAACCAGUCUUUGCCGUGUUUUACCCGUCAGCCCCUGAUGCUGCAUCACUAGUGGGGCUGGCCGAAGACAUGGCGAUGGAGGGGAAGCUUCCCCCGCGGCCAGCGGACAGAGUCAGCCGGCGGCAGUCUCUCAUGGAAGCGUUCAGGUCGACGCCGAGCUAUUGGAAACCACCUCCACCAGCGGGUAGCUUUGGGCUACCGGCUCAGCCUCGACCGCCACGACCGCCCAGGACGACGCAGUCGAUGUAUCGCACCUCAGCUGAGGAUCAGAGCGAUCGUUGA
Molecule: messenger RNA, 1761 nt
Organism: Diaporthe amygdali
Lineage: Eukaryota; Fungi; Ascomycota; Sordariomycetes; Diaporthales; Diaporthaceae
Exons: 2
Coding region: 1-1761 (586 amino acids)
Source: RefSeq, a predicted model, not a curated record